GACAUCAUGUAGUUGAGGCAACGGAGCGGAGGACGGAAAGGGAAAGCAGCAAAGCAGCAAAGCGUCAGUUUCGGAAGCAGCCUCGAAGUGGAGGACGGAUUUUCGCGGUGAGCUCCGCCGCCACACGACGGGACGCAAGGCGAAUAACAACCAGGAGAUUAACCGUCUCGGUUUGUCGUCGAGAACAUCAAUUUCCUGGCCGGGUGAGACGACCACAACACGGUGUCGCCUCCAGACAAGCAACGUCCAGGAUGAACCACUUAUCCUUCAGCGAGCUUUGUUGCCUCUUCUGUUGUCCGCCGUGCCCCAGCAAGAUAACGGCCAAACUAGCCUUCCUGCCCCCCGAGCCCACCUACAGCCUCAUGUGUGACGAGAGCGGCAGCCACUGGUCCCUGCAUCUCUCCGAGCGCGCCGACUGGCAGUACUCGUCCCGAGAGAAGGAGGCCAUCGAGUGCUUCAUGACGCGCACCUCUAAGGGCAACCGCAUCGCGUGCAUGUUUGUGCGCUGCUCGCCCAACGCCCGCUACACACUCUUAUUCUCCCAUGGAAAUGCAGUGGAUUUGGGCCAGAUGAGCAGCUUCUACAUCGGCCUGGGUUCUCGGAUCAACUGCAACGUGUUCUCCUACGACUACUCUGGUUAUGGCGCCAGUUCGGGGAAACCCUCAGAGAAGAACCUGUAUGCUGAUGUCGAUGCUGCCUGGCAGGCGCUGCGCUCACGGUACGGUAUCCGUCCAGAGAACGUCAUCGUGUAUGGCCAGAGUAUUGGAACGGUGCCUUCUGUGGACCUGGCCUCUCGCUAUGAGAGUGCCGCAGUGAUCCUGCACUCGCCGCUCACCUCCGGCAUGAGGGUGGCCUUCCCUGACACCAAGAAGACUUACUGCUUUGACGCCUUCCCCAACAUCGACAAGAUUUCCAAGGUGACGUCGCCAGUCCUGGUCAUCCACGGCACGGACGACGAGGUCAUUGACUUCUCCCACGGCCUGGCGCUGUACGAGCGCUGCCAGCGCCCCGUGGAGCCGCUGUGGGUAGAAGGGGCCGGGCACAACGACGUGGAAUUGUAUGGACAGUACCUGGAACGGCUCAAGCAGUUUGUGGCGCACGAGCUGGUCAACCUGUAGUGAAGCCGAGUAACCGAAGCUGCGGAGAAAACACCGGUGGUACAUGUUUUGGUUUAUCGUUACCUUGCUCUUUUUCUUGUCGUGUGGGAUACAGGUGCUGUUUUUCUCCUUUUUUUUUGGAAGUUUUGGUGGUAGAAUUGAUCAUAAGCCACCUGUCCAGUUCAGGCCAGCCCCAGAGCCUAACCGUACCGUCCACUCCUCAGCUGUGAACUUGAAACACUAACUUCUACUUUUGUUUGUUUUUGAACAUCUUGCACAAUUGCACAAUGCUCAAGCGAGCGCCUCGCGUGUGAACCGCCUGUGUACGUGUGCAUACGUCACAUUUUUGCUGCCUUUUUGCAAACCAUGCUCCUCAGUUCCGAAAGGACACCUCUGAGGUUCUUGGUACUGGACUUGGACUCCAAUAGUGUAAUUAUUAUUUUUGUAUUAUUAUUACAGUACGUUUGUAUAUAUUAUACAUGAUAUUUGCACAUAUCAGCUGUCACUGAAGACGUGUGUGAGACAAAAGGGUGUUGCCAAAUGUUUAGUAUAAUAUAUCGCAAAGAACUCCUUCCUGUCUUUUUUUUUUUCCUCACUCUUGCAAGUUCUCCAUGAAAUAUUACUGUAAGAUCAGCUUCACUAUGCAGCAGUUUCUCAGAUGAACAAUUCCCAGAUCCUGCUUUUCUUUGGGUUGUAGAAUGUUGAAUCCA
Messenger RNA from Entelurus aequoreus (snake pipefish), 1807 nucleotides. RefSeq names its product alpha/beta hydrolase domain-containing protein 17B. Lineage: Eukaryota; Metazoa; Chordata; Actinopteri; Syngnathiformes; Syngnathidae. Gene Ontology annotation, molecular function: palmitoyl-(protein) hydrolase activity. Bases 252 to 1118 code for a protein of 288 amino acids. The record is from RefSeq and is a predicted model, not a curated record. Gene Ontology annotation, cellular component: endosome membrane; plasma membrane. The transcript has 4 exons. Gene Ontology annotation, biological process: protein depalmitoylation.